CCGGAAUCCAAGCCGGUGGAAAUUCACCGAGUACCCUCACAGAAAUGGGUAAAUUAUUGAGCAAAAGCAAAGGAAGUAGGAGAAACUGCGCUUAUGAGGCAGUUAGCGGCACUGAGAGAAACAUGGCAGAGGAGACAGAUAGCACCUGUCGGUUACGCCAGUACUCUCCUAUACACACUGAGGCUGUUACAAGUUUAGCUGCUGUGCACCCUGGAGCUGUUAUUACAGGGAGUAAAGACCAGUCUGUGGUUUGGUAUGAUUAUGAUAAUGGCAGUGAGAUAUCCAGAUGGAAUGGGCAUGACAAAGAAGUCACUAAGGUUGCUUAUGCCCAGCAUUUGAACAAGGUGUUCUCUGCCUCCAGAGACAGGACAGUGAAAUCAUGGCAGCCUGGGCAGUCCCAGCCACAGCACACAUUCCAGGGACAUGAAUUGGUAGUCACAGCUCUAUCUCUACAACCCAUGGACAACAGUCAGAUGAUCUCAGGGUCAAGAGACAAUGCGCUGAGACUGUGGGAUUUACAAACUGGAGAUUGUCUCAAGGAAAGUAAAGUGUCACGGAACCUGGUGACAGAUAUCAGUUGGGCCAAGAACAUGGAUGCUGUGGCACAGGUUGGAGAAGACAAGGAACUUAAGAUCUGGGAUCCAAGAACUCUGGAAGUGGUCCACUGUUUUCAGCGUAAACAGUAUAUUCAAACAUGCUGUGAUCUUACAGAAGAUGGAAACUACUGUCUCACAUGUAGUAAUGGGUUCUCUGGAAAUGGGUGUGAAGUAACGCUUUGGGACAUGAGAGCCAAGAGCCUGGUUUGUGAGUACAAAGGUCACACUGAGACAGUGGGAGCCUGUAUGUUUCUCCCUGGGGUAGCAGACAGGAGUUUGAUAGCCUCUGUAUCCAGUGACUGUACUGUCAGGAUAUGGGACAGGGAAACCACAGAAUGUGUAGGACAAGAAGUAAUAGCAGGGUCUGGUCCUCUGACCUCUAUGGUGGCAUACCAUGACGGAAGUAUAUGUGUGUCCAGCUUCAAUGCAGGUAUACACGUCUUUUCCAUAAAGGAGGAUACAAACGGACAACUGAGCUUAGAGAGACGAUUCCAAUUCUAAAUAUUUUCACUGGCCAUUGAGAUGAACCUAAGAUAUGAAGUGGUUGAUAUUCCCAGUGAGGUGUUAGGCUUUGACAGGUGCUUGCUGCUUAAUAUGGAGUAAUUCUGUUUACACCUACUUCAGCACUGCUGCCACAAAGAUGAUAUGUACUGUUUGUUUACAUGGGAGUGUUUAAACUCGUACUAGAAAAUAAUUAUUGGACCAACAUCAAAACGGUUUGUAAAACAUGUCAUUGAACGUGUAUCAUAUCUUUUAUUAAAAUUCAUGACCAUUAGAGCAGAUAGCUGUUUGGUUAAUAUUUAUUUGAUAUUUUUCAGGUGAAAUUUAUCAUAUUUUUUACAAAUGCAUAAUAUAUUAUAUAUUAGAAAAGUACCAGAUACUUGAAAGUGUUCAAAAUUUACAAGCUUUCCGUCCAAGUGAUAUUCAGUGGAGUUUCCAUUGCUCAACUGCACUAAGCACAACCACAGCAUCUAGGAUUUACUUAUCACAAUCAGCCAGGCAAUGUUGUUUUUUACUAUAUUGUAGUAUUUGUUUCAUUCCAUAUCUUAAUUACAUAAAGAGGAAUUUAUUUUAUGAAAAGUAGUAUAACAUAGUUGUUAACUUUUUUUUCAUAAAUAUAAUAUAAUCUUGCAAAAUUAUUUUUAUAAUCAUUUUUAAUUUCAUCUGCUUGGUAUUUUCUAUGUAUUGAUAGGUAUUAACUAGAAAAGUUUUGUAGACACUUAGAUAUUAUACACACUGUGCUUAUUAUGGUCAUUCUCUUUGUUUGCAGUUGUUGAGUCAUGUAAUUAGCACUCUCAGUACAUUUUUCAUUCAGUUUCACUCUCAGUCAAAGGUUUUUAGGAUUUAGGAACAUAAAACACUGUUUAACCUGUAAUGCAUACAAGCAGUCUAAUUUAAUUGCUUGUAAUUGAAAGUCUCGAUCAUUUCUA
This is a messenger RNA of Lingula anatina, 2026 nucleotides long. RefSeq names its product WD repeat-containing protein 31-like. The record is from RefSeq and is a predicted model, not a curated record. Lineage: Eukaryota; Metazoa; Brachiopoda; Lingulata; Lingulida; Lingulidae. Gene Ontology annotation, molecular function: protein binding.